This is a messenger RNA of Penicillium concentricum, 738 nucleotides long. RefSeq names its product 40S ribosomal uS17 domain-containing protein. Gene Ontology annotation, molecular function: structural constituent of ribosome. Gene Ontology annotation, biological process: translation. Bases 1 to 738 code for a protein of 245 amino acids. The transcript has 6 exons. NCBI's taxonomy places the organism in Eukaryota, Fungi, Ascomycota, Eurotiomycetes, Eurotiales, Aspergillaceae. Gene Ontology annotation, cellular component: ribosome; cytosolic small ribosomal subunit. The record is from RefSeq and is a predicted model, not a curated record.
AUGGACCGACGAGUUCGUGGCGGUCGCAAAGCCGCGGAGUCGGGUCGAGUGGACAUUAUUGCAUAUUCCAUAAAUCCGAACGUUGAGAUCUCCAGAUCAAUCAGGACUGAGCCUGUAAUCUGCUCCUAUCGCACCUGCCCAAAGCGCGUUGCCUCCGCAAUCACAUUCCGACGGGCAACGAAUCUUCCUCAUCUUCGACAGCCGCCAACCCGACCUUUCUUCGACACCGCUUCCUCGUCGAACAACACCGCAAAAAUGGCCACCGAGUUGACCGUCCAGUCGGAGCGCGCUUUCCAGAAGCAGCCUCACAUCUUCCUUAACACCAAGGCCAAGGCUUCGUCCAAGAAGACUGCCCAGGGCCGCCGCUGGUACAAGGAGGUCGGUCUCGGUUUCCGUACCCCCAAGACCGCCAUUGAGGGAACCUACAUCGACAAGAAGUGCCCCUUCACUUCCCAGGUCUCCAUCCGCGGCCGUGUCCUCGUCGGCAAAGUCGUCUCCACCAAGAUGCACCGUACCCUCGUCAUCCGCCGCGAAUACCUGCACUACGUUCCCAAGUACAACCGUUACGAGCGUCGCCACAAGAACCUGUCUGCCCACGUCUCCCCCGCUUUCCGUGUUGAGGAGGGUGACAUGGUUACCGUCGGCCAGUGCCGUCCUCUCUCCAAGACUGUUCGCUUCAACGUGUUGAAGGUUCACGCCAAGACCUCCCGCGCUGUCAAGUCUUUCUCCAAGUUCUAG